Cylindrotheca closterium is the source of this 822-nucleotide messenger RNA. The record is from the annotation of a GenBank genome assembly. NCBI's taxonomy places the organism in Eukaryota, Bacillariophyta, Bacillariophyceae, Bacillariales, Bacillariaceae.
AUGAGUGAUUCUGCUGUUAGUGACACUACUAGUAGCUCUUCCAAGUGCUGCAUCUCCCCUUCAGUGGAGGACGCCACAAAGAAGAAGAAGGCGGGCCUCUUUGUCAAAGAUCCAUUGGAAAGCGAUGUCCUUUUCGGCAGAGGAAAGACGACUCUAGAACAUCCCGGCAACAAACGAAUGCACCAAAUUGUGGAUAAACAUGCAAUCACGUAUCACUCACAGCUCAAAACUGGCAAGAAGAAGAUAGCGCAACAUGUUUAUGACGAAGUUAUGAAAGGAGGAAUAAGAUUCCUCAAGAGAGUUGCUGAUCGACCUCAUGGCUGGAUAGUGGUGGACAAUCUGACAGCCAUUAAUAAAAUCAACCACGCGCUUCGAUGUAAGAAGAACGCACAUAAGUUGAUCUCCAAGUCUGAAGACUUGACAAAACGUUUCCAUCUUGAGGACAUUAGUACAAUAUCACCACAACAAUCCCUAUCAUCGAGGACCUCCAAGCAGGGCGGUACGCCCAAUGUAGACAGCACAUCCCCAUUGCAAACGCACUCCGGAGGAGUAGCGUUGCUGCGAGUAGACGAAACUGUAGCUCCUACCGCUCUUCCUCGAGCCUGCUUGAAUCCAAGAGACGGCACCGAGGAGUUGAAGCGAAAUCUCAUUGCGUUGAGAUAUGCUGGCUUGGCCAUCUUGCCAAACAACCAGAACACUGUCAUGUACGACGCACAGCAACAAAGCAAACUCCAGGAACUGCUACUAAGACAAGUAGCAGCACGUCAGCCUGCGCCGAACAGGAAUCAUGGGACUUUGAACCGUCGCGGUUUCCCUUUCUGA